Messenger RNA from Oncorhynchus masou masou (cherry salmon), 735 nucleotides. Its product is annotated as guanylyl cyclase-activating protein 2-like. NCBI's taxonomy places the organism in Eukaryota, Metazoa, Chordata, Actinopteri, Salmoniformes, Salmonidae. The record is from RefSeq and is a predicted model, not a curated record. The transcript is spliced from 4 exons. Gene Ontology annotation, cellular component: photoreceptor inner segment; cone photoreceptor outer segment. Gene Ontology annotation, molecular function: calcium ion binding; calcium sensitive guanylate cyclase activator activity. Gene Ontology annotation, biological process: visual perception. The coding region runs from base 1 to 609 and encodes 202 amino acids.
AUGGGUCAAAAUCAGCAAGCUCAGUCAACCAGCGAAGAAGAGUUGGAAGUAUCGACAAUUCAAGACCUCUACAGGAGGUUCAUCAAUGAGUGCCCCAGCGGUUCGUUGCACUUGCACGAGUUCAAAAGGAUGUUUGGGGUUCAAAACGAUAAUUCGCCAGAAUCGCAAUACAUGGAGGGCAUAUUCAGUGCGUUUGAUAUGAAUGGGGACAACACCAUGGAUUUUAUCGAGUAUGUUGCGGCGCUAAACCUUGUGCUUCGAGGGCGGCUCGAGGAUAAACUCAAGUGGUCUUUCAAGGUGUUUGACAACGAUGACAAUGGACGACUGGACAGGCACGAGCUGAGAAUAAUUAUAAGGAUCAUCUACAAGAUAAAGAAAGGUUCUGUCAGUGACGAGGCCGGUCAAAUCCACCUCACACCUGAAGAGGUGUGUGACCGUAUCUUCCAGAAGGUUGACGAGAAUGGUGACGGUCAGAUAACUCUGGAGGAGUUUGUGGAGGGGGCAAAGAGAGACCCCUGGGUACAAAAACUCAUACGCCUGGAUAUCAACCCCAGUUACUGGGUCCACCAGCACUUGAGUGACAGAAAACUCCAGAGUCCAAAACAAUGAACUAAAAUGUCAGAAAGGGAGGAAGAGGACAUUGGUUCUCUCUAUUAAAGAGGAUCUGAACCAAAACAAUAACUUCUCUGGUUGAAAACGGCCUGUAUUCAUUAUCAUCGACUCUACUCCCAUAAU